Messenger RNA from Recurvomyces mirabilis, 1302 nucleotides. RefSeq lists its product as uncharacterized. The record is from RefSeq and is a predicted model, not a curated record. Gene Ontology annotation, biological process: beta-D-galactose catabolic process via UDP-galactose, Leloir pathway. Gene Ontology annotation, cellular component: cytosol. The transcript has 2 exons. Lineage: Eukaryota; Fungi; Ascomycota; Dothideomycetes; Mycosphaerellales; Teratosphaeriaceae. Gene Ontology annotation, molecular function: UDP-glucose 4-epimerase activity. Bases 1 to 1302 code for a protein of 433 amino acids.
AUGUCGUUUCAAGACGAGCAGAUGAGCACCGGCUCGAGUCCCUCGUUGGUCCCAUCCGAUUGCUCUUCACCAGACCUACCAACUUCAUCCAGCCAGUCCUCCCUCGAAAGCCUUUCAGAGACCAAUCUAUUCGCACUUGAGGAUGCCGUGCACAACGAUGGCUAUAUCUUGGUUGUCGGGGGCCUAGGCUACAUUGGAUCUCAUACUUGCCUGGAAUUGCUGAAUGAUGGCCAUAAUGUCAUCGUCGUCGACAGUCUUAGCAACUCGUUCGAGUCCACUCUCGUCAGCAUCCGGGCAUUGGCUACGAAGCACUGGGCAGCUCAAGGACGUCGAAGUCCCAUCAUCGUCCUGUACAAGAUCGACUACCGCAGCGCCUCCAUGAGAGCUGUUCUCGGAAGGUACGUCCUCGAGAACGACAGCAAUCAGCUGAGCUCGAUCAGAGGUGUGAUCCAUUUCGCCGCCUACAAAUCAGUUGAAGAGAGCACUAUUCGGCCGCUGGAUUACUAUCUCAACAAUGUAGCUGGUCUCAUCGAUUUUCUGGGCCUCCUCGAAGUUUUCGGCAUCUUUAGCUUCGUCUUCUCGUCGUCCGCGACUGUCUACGGCUCAACCAUGAAUCGAGGCGCUCCUCUGCACGAAGAGCACUUGGUCCACCACGAGACGAAGGUUGAAGGUGGCAGUGAUGAAACGACACACUUAGUCCCGGGCAUUACCGGGCUGACCUCUCCCUACGGCCGCACAAAGUACUUUUGCGAAGCCAUACUUGCCGACGUGGCUCAUGCCAACCCAGCCUGGCGCAUGACUGCCCUUCGCUAUUUCAAUCCUGUCGGGUGUGAGCCUAGUGGUAUGCUUGGUGAGAGCCCACGACAAACACCGACGAACCUCUUCCCUGUUAUAGCACAGGUACUUACUGGCAAGCGAGAAGUGUUGAGUGUCUUCGGCACGGACUGGUCCAGUGGGGAUGGGACUGCUACAAGGGAUUUUAUCCACGUUGUUGACCUUGCUCGGGGCCACCUUGCGGCGCUUGGCACCGCGAUGUCCCGACCCGACCAUCACGCCUUCCGCGCAUACAAUCUUGGUACCGGCACAGGCUCAACCGUAGCGCAGGUGGUUUCUUGCCUGGAGGCGGCAUCGUCACAGUGCAUUCCCGUCAAGCAUGUGGGUCGCAGGACAGGCGAUGUAGGCUAUUGCGUAGCGGUAACCGCACGAGCUUCAACAGAGCUUGGGUGGCGGACACAGCACUCGCUCGCCGACUGCGCUCGUGAUACUUGGCAUUGUUUGCAGAUGUCCCAAGAGUCAGCUUAG